Messenger RNA from Chelonia mydas (Green sea turtle), 5966 nucleotides. RefSeq names its product solute carrier family 15 member 3 (gene SLC15A3). The record is from RefSeq and is a predicted model, not a curated record. The coding region runs from base 217 to 1965 and encodes 582 amino acids. Gene Ontology annotation, biological process: transmembrane transport. Gene Ontology annotation, molecular function: transmembrane transporter activity. Gene Ontology annotation, cellular component: lysosomal membrane. NCBI's taxonomy places the organism in Eukaryota, Metazoa, Chordata, Testudines, Cheloniidae. The transcript is spliced from 8 exons.
AGGGUGAGACAGAGCAUCUGCGAGAGCAAGAGACAGAGCAGGGAAGGCAGAGGCAGCCAGAGCUACAGGCGGCCAGAGACUGAGAGGGGAGGACGGCCAGACAGAGCGUGGGAAGGGAAGGCUCAGGACAGGCAGAGCAGCGAGGGCAGACAGAGCACAGGCUGAGAAGGCCAGGGGGAGCAGGAAGACCCGUGCGGUGCCCAGGCAGGGCGGUACAUGGCCCGGGAUGGUGCCAGAGGGGAGCGCCGGCCCCUGCUGGGGCAGGAAGAGGCCCCGGCCGGGGGUUUAUGGGACGCCUUCGAGGGCCGGAAGGCGGCCUGUGCGGCCGUGCUGCUGGUGGAAAUCCUGGAGCGGGCAGCUUUCUUCGGCAUCGUCUCCAAUCUUGUCCUCUACCUCAAUAGCAGCAACUUCAAUUGGGGAGGGUCACAGGCCUCGCGGGCCUCCCUGCUCUUCCUGGGCGCCUCCUACCUGCUCUCGCCCGUCGGGGGCUGGCUGGCUGACGUCUACCUGGGCCGCUACUGGACCAUCACGCUAAGCUUCCUGCUCUACCUGGUGUCGGCCUGCCUGCUGCCCGCCACGGCCUCAUCGGACGGGCGACUCUUUCUGUGCGGGGACAUGCCGGCCUACUCGCUGCAGAAUACCUGUCAUUACCAGAGUGGGGAGUGCCAGCAGUCGGCACCCAGCCACUACUGCGCCCCUCUGAUGUACACCGGCCUGCUGCUGCUGGCACUGGGCAUCAGCUCCGUCAAGGCCAACCUCACCCCCUUUGGCGCCGACCAGGUGACGGACCGUGGCCGCAACGCCACACGGCGCUUCUUCAACUGGUUCUACUGGAGCAUUAACAUCGGGGCCGUGAUCUCGCUGCUCGUGGUGGCCUUCAUCCAGCAGAAUGUCAACUUCCUCAUCGGCUACACCAUCCCCGCGGCCUGCGUGGCCCUGGCCCUCCUCGUCUUCCUCCUGGCCGCCCCCACCUUCAUCACCAAGCCCCCUGCGGGCAGCCAGGUCUCUGCCAUGCUCAGGCUGGCCUUCCGGGGCAGCUGUGGCAGCCGAGCGCGCCGUAUCAGGCCAAGCUCUCUCCAAUCAGAAGCCCAGGGCGCGGAUCCUCUCCUUGACGGCAAAUCGCAGCCCCGGGCUCCUUCAUCCGAGGAGGAUCUUGCCAACUUCCAGGUGAUGGCCAAGAUCCUGCCGGUGCUACUGACCUUCAUUCCGUACUGGAUGGUCUACUUCCAGAUGCAGUCGACUUACUAUCUGCAAGGCCUGCACCUCUUCAUCCCCAACAUCUUCCAGCACAACAGGACAGGCAGCAGCGCGGGCAGCAGCUAUGCGUUCCCUGAUGCCUGGCUCCUGUUAGCCAAUGUGGUGGUCCUGCUGAUUCUGGUCCCGCUGAAGGAUCGAGUCAUUGACCCGUUCCUGGUGAGGCGGAAGCUGCUGCCCUCGGUGCUGAAGAGGAUGGCCCUGGGCAUGUUCUUUGGCCUCACCUCUAUCAUUGUGGCAGGCACCCUGGAGACCAAGAGGCUGCAGUAUGUGAAGAACAACCAGACCAUCUCACAGCGCAUUGGAGAGGACAUGUACACUGCCGCCACGCUGCCCAUCUGGUGGCAGAUUCCCCAGUACCUGCUCAUCGGCAUCAGCGAAAUCUUCGCCAGCAUUCCAGGGCUGGAAUUUGCCUACUCUGAGGCCCCCAAGUCCAUGCAGGGAGCCAUCAUGGGGCUCUUUUUCUUCAUUUCCGGCGUGGGCUCGCUCCUGGGCUCUGGGCUGUUGACUCUCCUCUCAAUGUCGGAGCAUGGCUGGAUGGACUGCCCCAAGGACUACGGGAACAUUAACAAUUGCCACAUGGACUAUUACUUCUUCCUCCUGGCUGGGAUCCAGACUGUGACCUGCAUGCUCUUCUUCUGGAUCUCUGGCCGCUACGAGAGGCAACAGCAGCCCAACUGCCACUCCUGCGUUGGCCACGAAGGGAACUGAGGGGACCCUGCCCCCCUCCAGCUGCCCCUUUCUGCUCAGUGACUUGCCCGGCUUGGGCUGGUGGAUGGAACUGCUCCCAAGCAGUGCAGCUGGGUCAGCAAACCUCCCUGGGGAAGGGGGAGGAGGGAUGCCCCUAGUAGGACACCAGGGACUCUCACCCAUAAGGCACCCACGGGAGGCAGGGACAGCCCCAAGGGGGAGGGGGAUGCCCUAAAGGGCAGAGCCCCCUCAUGGCUCACUUGGGGGCUUGCUCUUUCUCCUUGUCGGAGACCCUUGGGAAACGUUGUCCUGCCUCCUUGGCUACCCCCAGGCCCAGAAUUCCUAAGGAUUCCCUCUCUUGCCUGGGUUUUGCCAUCCAGCAGGGUCCUGACAUGGCCGAUCUCCUGGGACGGGCACCAGUAAGGGGUUAAAUCAACAGGCAGAAGGAACUUGAAUUGCCCAGGAGAGGGUGGAAGAUUUGCCCCAUCCUACACAAGGGAAAAAUCUCCUUCUCAGCCCGUACUAAUAUCAGGGCUCAACUGGGCAAAGGCUGGAUACAAUCUCAUAGAGUGGCAAACCUGCUGGCACCAUUGGUGGAUAGGACCUCAGAACUGCCAUGAUCCGUGUUACUCUGUGUAAUGCUAAAUGGGCUCUAAUGGGGAGAGGGCAGCGGUGGUGGGUUGUGCCUGGCUGUUCUCUGGGGGUUGGUCCAAGUGGAGGUGUUUGUAAAGAUGGAAUUUUAGAGCGUGGGGGCUUUAAUUUAUUCUGGGGGGAGAGGGAGUUAGAUAAAGGUGCUCCAAGCCACCAGCACCCGGUGGAAAAGACAGAGGGGUGAAUGCAAUGGCCCUUAAGUGCCCAGCCAGCAUCUAUUUACGAUUUUAUGACGCGUGAAAAUAAUGCAGGGAAAAGCACAGCAGAAUUCAAAGCAAAAAAGUGUUCCUGUAAAAAAACAACACUCCACUGGAAAGAGAUUUCUGUAAACGAACAAGACUUGCCCCUGGAGCCUUUGCAACCCAAACACUGCGGGAGAUUCUGAAACGGAAUGCACUGUUAUCAAGGAUGGGGAUUGCAGUUCAUGGCAAGGAUCCACUUCCGAACAGUCUAUAAGGGGUUGAUACGUGAUGGCUGGCUGUUCUAAGCAGCUUAAAAAUAUGACCAGUGUGUGCCAGAGCUGCUCAUGAGCACAUCAGCAGAAGGUACUAGAGCUGGUUAAGUGGCUAGUCAGAUUAUUAUGAGUAUUGCCGUGUGCCGUUGCAGAUGCAGAACAAGGUGCUGGUCCCUCCUCACCUCACCUAAGUCAAAGACAACAGACAGCUGGAGGAGCACCAGGAAACAAUGAGGCAAUAUUGCUCAGUGGUCUCAGUGCACCAGUUGGCAAGUUUGUGGUAGGCAUCCCGGCAGAGCAGAGUUUGAAAGGAGGAUAAUGCAGAUAGUUAUGAUGAGUAGCAGCCUGGGAGAGAGCACAAAGGUGCUUGUUUGAAAAUUGACCAAGUGGGCAAUUGCUGCUGGCACCACUGGCAGAGCGGCAUGGGACAGAAUGGACUAAUGAUCUAUAACAAAUUAAUAGGGCUGUCAAUUAAUUGCAGUUAACUCAAGCAAUUAACUCAAAACAAUUAACUCAAUUUAAAAAAUGUGAUUCAUCACAAUUUUAAUCACACUGUUAAUUGAAUACCCGUUGAAAUUAUAUUUUUGCAUGUUCUUCUACAUUUUCAAAUCUAUUGAUUUCAAUUACAACACAGAAUACAAAGUGUACAGUGCUCUCUUUAGAUUAUUUUUGAUUAUCUUUUUUACAGUGCAAAUAUUUUUAAACAAUAAGUAAUAUUUUUCAAUUCACCUCAUACAAGUACUGUCGUGCAAUCUCUUCAUGGUGAAAGUGCAGUUUUCAAAUAUAGAUUUUUUGUUACAUAACUGCACUCAAAACAGCUUAAAACUUUAGCGCCUGCAAGUCCACUCAGUCCUACUUCUUGUUCAGCCAAUCGCUAAGACAAACAAGUUUGUUUACAUUUAUGGGCAAUAAUGCUGCCCACUUCUUAUUUACAAUUAAAAUGAGAACAGAUGUUUGCAUGGCAUUUUUGUAGCCGGCAUUGCAAGGUAUUUAUGUGCCAGAUGUGCAAAACCAGUGGUUGGCAACCUAUGGCACAUGUGCCAAAGGCGGCAUGCAAGCUGAUUUUCAGUGGCACUCACACUGCUCGGGUCCUAACCACCGGUCCGGGGGGCUUUGCAUUUUAAUUUAAUUUUAAAUGAAGCUUUUUAAACAUUUUAAAAACCUUAUUUACUUUACAUAAAAUAAUAGUUUAAUUAUAUAUUAUAGACUUAUAGAAAGAGACCUUCUAAAAACGUUAAAAUGUAUUCCUGGCAUACGAAACCUUAAAUUAGAGUGAAUAAAUGAAGACUCAGCACACCACUUCUGAAAGGUUGCCGACCCCUGUGCUAAACAUUUGUAUGCCCCUUUGUGCUUUAGCCACCAUUCCAGAGGACAUGCUUCCAAGACUGAUUGGACUUGUAGGCUCUAAAGUGUUACAUUUUUUUAUUUUUGAGUGCAGUUAUGUAAAAAAAAUAAAUAACUCUACAUUUGUAAGUUGCACUUGCAAAGAGAUGGCACUACAGUACUUGUAUGAGGUGAAUUGAAAUACAAUUUCUUUUCUUUUUACUAUGCAGAUAUAUGUAACCAAAAAUAAUAAUCUAAAGUGAACAUUGUACACUUUGUAUUCUGUGUCUGGUGGCACCUUAAAGACUAACAGAUUUAUUUCAGCAUAAGCUUUCGUGGGUAAAAAACCCACUUCUUCGAUGCAUGGAGUAAAAAUGCAUCACACCAUGCAUUUGAAGAAGUGGGUUUUUUACCCACGAAAGCUUAUGCCCAAAUAAAUCUGUUAGUCUUUAAGGUGCCAUCAGACUCCUUGUUUUUGUGGAUACAGACUAACAGGGCUUCCCCCCGAUAUUUGUAUUCUGUGUUGUAAUUGAAAUCAAUAUAUUUGAAAAUGUAGAAAACAUCCAAAAAUAUUUAAAUAAACGUGAUUUAAAACUGUGAUUAAUCGUGAUUUUUUUAUCUCACAAUAAAUUUUUUUAUUCAUUUGCCAGCCCUACAAAUUAACCAUUUAUCCAAGUGUCUCAGCACUCAGCUCCAUUUGUAAAUGGAAACUUCAGAGCAAGGUUUAUAAAUCUCUCCCAUUUGGGAUCCCCCCAUAGAGGAAGGCCCAGGGAGGGAACCAUGCUGCUACUUUUCUUGACAAUGGAAAAUCUAAUUAUAAUCGAUCUGAUUGGCUGGGCUGUUAAAAAGGCUGAAGCUGCUGGCAGUGGGGAGGGGAGGCUGGGACAGCAGGGAGAGGGGAGCCCUGUGGCCUGGCCCGGGCCCUGAAGGAAACUUUCCCUUUUCGAUGAAGGCUGCUUUUAAAAAGGUCUGUUCUCACUGUGCGGCUGUGAAUCGAGUGCACGCAUAUUCCUGCUGACCUCACACGCAGCACGUUACUCUGUUCAUGGAGACACCUCUCACCUCUUCGAGCCUCCAGCAUGGGGCUGGUGUUAAGCCACCGUCAUGCUCCCUGCAUUCUUGGGCUGUGCCUGGCCCAGGGAUAGCUUAGAGCAGCCCCAGGGCUGCUCUGAUUUAUGAGCUGUUUCCUAUGGCAAGCAGGUAACAGUCACAGAGAAUGCAAUCCAGUCACGCCCCUGAUCCACCUCGUUUGCUGGGGGCUGGUAGCUAGGCUCUUCUCCCAAUUCUUUACCAGCUGGGAAGGCCCCUCAGUGCAGUGGGUAUUCUCAAGAGGCCAUCCCCCAUUCCCCUCUACAGUCCAUUGGAAGAAUGGCCUACACUGGCAGAUGGGGCCAGAGAAUGAGGCCGAGAGACUGGAGAAGUUUGAUAGCAGAGGGAGCCUGCAGCUGGUCAUCUCCUCCUUCCACCCAGGGGGUGCUCUGAGUACAAAGGCAGGGAGGGAUGGAACAGGUCCCCCCAUUCGCCCAGGGGCUGGGUAUUUGUUUUUAAAUACUUUAUUUUUGUAACAACAUAAGAAUUAAAAAUCUUCCAUAAA